AUGAGAGAUAAUGCUAAAAAGAAUCUUUUAAACAGUCCUGCUAAAAUCGAGAGAAGGAAACAACAACUGGAUUCUGCAAUUAAAGAACUGGAAUUAAAGAUGGAAGAGCCCGAUAAGUCAAUUGAAGAUAUUCUUGCAUUUAAUGAUGACAACUGGAAAACAAACUGCUACGGAAGAAACUUCACUUCAUUUGCAAUAAUUGACGAUUCAGUUGACAAAAUGAUGUCAGAAAAAAGGUCAGAAUUAGAGGAUUUUAUUGGCACAGUUUUCCAGGAAACUUAUGGUAAAUUUUAUCCAGAAAGAGUCAUUGAAGAAAAAGAGAUGUUGAAAUCGAUACAAGUGAAGGAAAUAAACACUGAAGUUGAAUUUCUAAUGGAUAUUGUGUGCGCACCUAGAGGUGCGAUGAUCUUUAGUGCACAAAAUAAUGCAUCAUUAUUCCGAAUCGAACGUGAAAGAAAAUCAGUGUUACCGUGUUUGGGAUAUAACCCAGAAUACAUUGCCAUUUCGCCGUCCUCAGAUGUACUUUUGUUUACCUCUCUGAAGGACUUGUUUAAAACAACCAUCGCUGGAAAUAUGAAACCAGAAAAGUUCGGCAAAUUAGAUUCUUUUUGGGACUUAAAUGGAUUAACAUUUUCAGACAACGAACAUGUUUACUUGUGUUUAAAAAGUGAAAAAGAAAAAAGGGGAGCAGUCGUGUGUCUUAAUAUGAGUGGAGACAAUGUGGGUGAAUAUUUCCAAAACAAAAAGGGAGAUAAUCUUUUUGUUAACCCCAUUUACAUUGCAGAAAACAAAAUGAGCGAUUGCGACAUAUGUGUAUCAGAUAAUUAUUCAGAGGUGCGUUGCAUUAAAAAAAACAAAGAAAAAAGAUUUGUUUACAAAGGAGUGGGAAAAGAAGAUUUAAAUCUACGCGGUAUUGACUGUGAUCGCUAUGGAAACAUAAUUGUUUCUGAUUUCAGAAACAACAAUCUCCAUAUCGUUAAUAAGCGUGGAAUCUGUAUACGCCGUGUUGGUGAAGAUUCUUUGUGUAAGCCAACUGGGUUAUGCAUCGACCUGCAAGGAAACAUAUGGGUAGCCGAAUAUGAAGGUGGAAAAAUUAAAGUGAUUGAGAAAUGUGCGGAACAUAUAAUCAGUAGAUAA
This is a messenger RNA of Saccostrea cuccullata (small rock oyster), 1137 nucleotides long. RefSeq lists its product as uncharacterized. NCBI's taxonomy places the organism in Eukaryota, Metazoa, Mollusca, Bivalvia, Ostreida, Ostreidae. Bases 1 to 1137 code for a protein of 378 amino acids. The transcript has a single exon. The record is from RefSeq and is a predicted model, not a curated record.